AACUAGCGCAGCCGGGAGAAAGGGAGCAAUAAGAUAGUGCUUCUCCAUCAGGAAGAGUGGAUCAAGACUUCUGUGAUGGCGCCACACGCCUCACCGCUACCUUGGGUGCUUAUCUUGUGUACUUUUUACGUAAACUCGUCGUUCCAGCCGGCACUGGUAUUAGAAAUGGCCGAGAUUCUUUUGGAGAACUACUGCUUCCCUGAAAACUUGGUUGGGAUGCAAGAAGCCAUCCAACAAGCCAUCAACAGCGGGGAAAUCCAGCAGAUUUCCGACGAGAAGAACCUGGCAGCUGUGCUCACAGUUGGAGUGCAAGGAGCCCUCAAUGAUCCACGGCUGACUGUGUCAUAUGAACCCAAUUUUGUCCCAGUCAUGCCACCGAUCCUGCCAUUGCUCCCGAAAGACCAACUGAUCCGGCUGGUGAGAAACUCUUUCAAGGUGGACAUAUUGGAAAACAACAUUGGUUAUUUACGAAUAGACCAGAUUAUCGGGCAAGAGACGGCUGCAGAGCUUGGAUCCCUGCUGCAGGAAAACAUCUGGGACAGAAUUGCGUGGACAUCCUCAUUAAUCUUUGACCUGAGGUACAGUACAGCGGGAGCGCUCUCUGGAGUUCCUUUCAUCGUUUCCUAUUUCUCAGAUCCUGGGACCCUCAUCCAUAUUGACACCGUAUAUGACAGGCCUUUGAAUACAACCACGGAGCUGUGGACUGUGCCGACAAUAAUGGGGGAACGAUAUGGACAGAAGAAGGAUGUGGUCAUUUUGACGAGCAGGCGCACCAUUGGGGCUGCUGAGGCAGUUGCUUAUACACUGAAAAACCUUAAGAGGGCAAUCACUGUCGGAGAAAGGUCUGCGGGUGGGUCAGUGAAAGUUCAAAAGAUUAAAAUAGCUCAGUCCAACUUUUACAUAACACUUCCUGUUGCAAGAUCUGUCAGUCCAGUAACGGGCCAGAGCUGGGAAGUGAGUGGCGUUUCUCCGACAGUCCACGUCGUAUCCAAGGAAGCUCUCACGAAAGCCAGAUCUCUGUUGGCUGUGAGACACGCCAUUCCAAAGGUUGUGCAAAGUAUCUCCGACAUAAUAAAAGGGUUUUAUGCUUUCACCGACAGGGUCCCAGCACUUUUGGAACAUUUGCAGUCAGCAGAUUUAUUCUCCGUCGUAUCUGAGGAAGAUCUAGCCUUCAGACUCAACCAGAACCUCCAGACUUUGUCCGAAGACCCUCGACUGGUGAUUAAAUACAUGCAGGACAGUUCUGCCAUCGCAGAGGAGGACGCAAAGCUUAAUAAAGUACCAGACGAUGUGGGAUUAUUAAAGGCACACAUUGAUAAAGUGUUUAAAGUGGAAAUUUUACCAAAUAAUACUGGUUAUCUUCGCUUUGACAAGUUAGUUGAGACAUCUGCAGUGGCUAAACUAGAAGAACUCAUGGCUCAAAUGGUAUGGGAACCCCUCAAAGAUACAGAUAAUCUGAUUAUUGACCUACGCUAUAACACUGGAGCAUCCUCUGAUUCUCUUGAAUUUAUACUCUCUUAUUUGUAUGACUCUUCCCAAAAGCAUCACUUUUUUACAAUUUAUGAUCGGAUCCAGAACACGACAACAGAACACGACUCUCUGCCCAAAAUGACCGGCCCAACCUAUGGAUCGAAGCGUGGAGUGUACGUGUUAACGAGCUACUACACUGCGAGCGCAGGGGAAGAGUUCGCUUACCUGAUACAGUCCUUAAAUCGUGGCACGGUCAUUGGAGAAAUUACAUCUGGUACCCUGAUGCACUCAACGACAUUUCAGCUGGAAGGAACUAAGGUUGCUGUAACUGUUCCCUUCAUAAACUUUAUAGACAACAAUGGUGAAUACUGGCUGGGAGGCGGCGUGGUUCCCGAUGCCAUUGUGUUAGCUGAAGAAGCCGUGGACCACGUGCACGAAAUUGCUGACUUCCACAGAGGGCUCAAGUCCCUCAUCGGGGGAAUCGGGGAACUGCUGGAAAAAUACUACGCAAUCCGUGAAGUUGCUCUACGGGUAAGCAAGGUGCUGUUCAGGAAAUGGGAGGAGGGAUUAUACCGCUCAGUGGUUGACUUUGAAUCGUUGGCGUCUCAGCUGACAGCAGAUCUCCAUGAGAAUUCUGGUGAUCACCGGCUCCACGUCUUCUACUGCGAUGUCGAGCCUGAGCCACGUCACAACGUCCCCAAGAUCCCCACGGCAGAAGAGGUUGGAUUUAUAAUCGAUGCUCUGUUUAAAGUUGAACUUUUGCCAGGCAACAUCGGCUAUUUAAGGUUCGACAUGAUGGCGGACGUAGAAGUCAUAAAAGCCAUCGGGCCUCAGCUCAUAACAUCAGUGUGGAACAAGAUAGUGAAUACGGAUUCCCUCAUAAUUGACAUGAGGUACAACACUGGGGGAUAUUCAACAGCGAUUCCCCUCUUGUGUACUUACUUCUUUGAUGCUGAACCUUUGCGUAAUCUUUACAACGUUUUCGACCGCACAACAGACACCUUGAUUGAAGUUAUGACACUGCCCCACAUAAGAGGUCAAAGAUAUGGAUCCUCUAAGGACCUCUUUAUCCUCACCAGUCACAUGACUGGGUCAGCAGCAGAAGUCUUCACUCACACUAUGCAGGAACUGAAAAGGGCCACAGUUGUUGGGGAGCCAACAAUUGGAGGCUCUUUGUCCAGUGGGACAUACCAGAUCGAGGACAGUGUUCUGUACGCUUCCAUACCUAACCAAGUUGUCAUCAGUGCCAUCACUGGAAAAGUGUGGGGUUUUUCUGGAGUUGAACCUCAUGUCUUUGCCCAGGCGAAUUAUGCUCUCCCAGCAGCACAAAGAAUCAUAGCAGCGAGGCUGUUGGGGAAAGAGCAAAGCAAAUAGCAUGGUAUGCUAAUUUAACUUCAAACUGAUUCGAUCAUUUUCCACCUCACUGUAAAAGUUUAUGUGUGGUCUCGAUCCUUUGUGUCACAGAAAUGUCAACACAUCAGUCAUUUGCUGUCAGUGUGGUUUUGAAUUUUAGUAUCAGCCGUGACCACCCACUUUGUGAAAGUUCUCUGUCAUGAAAUGGGUCUGGUAUCUUUCUCAUCAGGAAUGACUUCCACUGGUACAAAACAUACCAAACCAAUCACAACAAGGCAGGCGAUGACUCGUACUGGAGUAUCCAAGAGCCCCGACUACACCUUUGUCUCUCAGACUGGUUGUAUGCUUAUCCAAUAGUGUCCAGGAGCAGUUCUGUCUGUGUCCUUUUGGUGCUGGUUCCUGGAAAUCAAAGUGAAACCCAGAUGAGCCAGACUAACUCUUUUUUAAGAGCCUGGGCAUCCAAUCGUUUUCCUUUGAUUACGUAAGAAAAAAGAAUAAUUGCAGACCAUUACUCUUAUUUACUAGUACUAUUUACAAGUCUUUUCUUAUUUCUAAAUACAAAUGUAAUUCUAAAAUACUACUAAUGCACUGAAUCCUAUUGCUGAAGGGAAUUCAAAGAUUGUGUGAGAGAUCUUUUCUGAAGCUUUUGUCUUUUUUGCUAUUUUACCUAAAGAUUUCUCCCUCCCAACAUUUGACUGUGGAUAUUGUCCUAUGAUCUCUAAACUGACAUUCAAACUAGCAAAAUAAAUAAAUAAAGAAGAAAAAGGAAAUGUACAGAAACACUUUGAAAUACACUUUAAAACAGUCAAAUCCUAUCAAACAUUAAGCUUUAUUUAUUUAUUGACAUGUAAAGGUUUUACUUGCUGUGUCUCUGUGUGAUUCCCAGUGUAAUUGCAUUCCAAACGUCGUGUAUUUGAGAACAUGUCCCGUUGACUGUCAUGUGGAGUCCUUGUAAGUGUUUUUAGGUAGUUCCUGUCUACUUUUGAGGUCGCUGUCAUUGAUGGCAGAGGUUGUUUUUUGUUUUUUAAACUUAACAGGAUUUACCAGCAGAGGGCGCAAGUACCAAACAAACCUAAAUGGCUCCUCCAGAUCAUCUCCCUCCAAACCUGUUAAGAAAUGUAUGAAAUUUUAAAAAAGAAUUCAGUUUCUGGGAUCUUAUUAAUGAAAAUAUUCUUGUUUGACUUUGAAAAAUCAUGUUAACUCAGUUUCUUUUCAAAAACUGAUGAGUUCCACUAUAGCAUUUUAUUUCUAAUUUCAUCUUCAGUAGACCAUCCUGCCCAUAUUUGACUAUGGCGACACCAUCGACAGGAUGGCACCACAACUGGACACUCCCCACCAUUCAGCCAUCCGUUUUGCUACAGGUGCUCCUUUCACAUCCCACCACUUCAACCUGUAUAAACUGGUGAACUGGACAUCCCUCCACAUCUGACUCUUAUACAAAUCCAUACUUGGCUUAACACCCUCUUAUCUUUCUUCCCAUCUGCACAUCUCUCACUCCGUUUUCAACCAACGAUCUAGCAAAUUUGUCAAAUUUGCUGUCCCCAAAGUCCGUACCAGCUUGGGACCGUUUUGCUGUAGCCGAUGAUUAGAACAAUUUACAAAAACACUCUCAAACUCACUGUCUUCUCUUUCCUUGAUUUAAAAAAAAAUUUGUUACACAUUAUUGUCGACUCCUGCACCUGUUGAACAUGCCUACUUGCUGUGCCUCAUUGUUUAAUGUUUUAUUGUAUUGAAUUUACUUUUAAUUUUUGUCUGUUAUUGUAACUUGUUUUAUGUUCUAGGGACCCCCUCUCCGUUUCCCCCUCAAGGAGCCUUUGCUCUUUGGCCUCAGGCCGCAUUUGUAAAUAAGAACCUAUUCUUG
Messenger RNA from Cololabis saira (Pacific saury), 4684 nucleotides. RefSeq names its product retinol-binding protein 3-like. Gene Ontology annotation, molecular function: serine-type peptidase activity. Lineage: Eukaryota; Metazoa; Chordata; Actinopteri; Beloniformes; Belonidae. Bases 76 to 2844 code for a protein of 922 amino acids. The record is from RefSeq and is a predicted model, not a curated record. Gene Ontology annotation, biological process: proteolysis. The transcript has a single exon.